Molecule: messenger RNA, 475 nt
Organism: Saprolegnia parasitica CBS 223.65
Lineage: Eukaryota; Oomycota; Saprolegniomycetes; Saprolegniales; Saprolegniaceae
Exons: 5
Coding region: 1-435 (144 amino acids)
Source: RefSeq, a predicted model, not a curated record
AUGGAAGGGACGGCCGUGCUGUGCUUCCCCGAGUCGGGCGCGUGGUUCCAAGGCUACGUCAACGUGGACGGCGCAUCGCUCGGGCUCAUGGGCGUCGAGGUGCCCGUCGACGACUGCGUGCACUGCCCGCACGGCGGCUACCGCGAAUACAACCUCACCGUCAUCAACUACGAGGUCGACAAGGAGCUAGAAAUCGCCGUGUACAAGACGGGCGGCGAGAGCUGCACGAUCGCCUCGGACGACGUUGGGCCGUCCGUGCAUUUCGAUACGUCCCGCCUCCUAGUGGACAGCGACGCAGCCACGGCCAUUGAAGUGCUCUUUCCGAGCAUCGCGACAGCUGCGUCAUCGCCCGAGGAGCUCUCGGCGUGCGUAGUCUGCUAUGGCACCAUGCGGCUGCCGCACGUGGCGCUGGAGACGAUGGAGCCGCAGCCAUGACACUCUUCUUAUAUCUAUAUACAUAUGCACAAAAUGCGGC